This is a messenger RNA of Porites lobata, 843 nucleotides long. NCBI's taxonomy places the organism in Eukaryota, Metazoa, Cnidaria, Anthozoa, Scleractinia, Poritidae. The record is from the annotation of a GenBank genome assembly.
AUGAUUCUGGAAGGUGGAGAAACACGAUGGCUGGGAAUGGGAGUAGUGUUUGGCGAUUAUGGCACGGAAUUGAUGCCUGGAUGGGAGAAAGGAACAGUUGGAUAUCACACAGAGGACAGGAAAAUUUUUGAUACACUAGCGUGCACUGGCGGGAGAAAGACUAUAGGUUUGUAAUCUACAUUUUGUAUUCUGAUUAACGAAGGCAAAUUAUUAGUUAUAUUGGGUGACAGGAAAAUGUACGACACACUAGAGAGAAACAAUGGAAGAAAAUCUGAUUCAAGGAAGCAUAAGUAUCGCACUUGAAAAUAUUUUGGCUUACAUGAAUAAGUUAGUCCUAAAGAGUGUAGCUCGGAAGGAUGACUAAAAGGAAAAGUUGCAGUCAAAGUUUUUGAUGAGUCCGUUCAUUUUUGCUCAUUUUAUAUUAACGAUUUUCGCAUUAAAUAACCCACGCGACAGUUUUUACUGAAAAAAAAAGUUGUAAUGGUUCAGAUGUACUACUACGAGUGCCUAUUAGCCUGAUUUUAACCCUUCGAUUUGUAAAGACAGUUGAUGGUUGGUAAGGAGUUAAAUUAUUAUUAUUUGUUUUUCCCUUAAUAAGGCUCUACCGCAGCUCGCCGAGGUGACGUCAUUCGAUGCACUGUCAUGUUUGAAGACCAGCUAGAGAUAGAUGGUCAAAUACGUAUUCCUAUUGUUUUUAGUGUAAACGGAGGCAAGAUAACUCCGGAAGAUAAGAACCCAUCUUAUAUUGAAUACAGCAUGGACAAACCUCUGUUCCCCUACCUGGCCUUUCAAUUCAAAAACAGCGUUCUGGCUAAGGUAAAUUACCGCGGUAGACAGUUCUAA